UGGUGCCUCGGGCAACACGUGUAAUCAAUUACAACCCUUCGGUUUUUGACUUGCGGUUGCGGGUGAGAAAGGUUGUCCGAUUUUCCGAUGACUCAUCAGUUACUGUUCCUGUGUUACCCUCUGUUUGGCGUGUCCGAAAAUUAGAAGGAAAAAUGUGAAAAGAAGAAAACAAAAGAAUGAGGACGUCCGAGUACAUGGACAAGCAGAUUAUGGAACUUUCUCAAUCCCGAUCCGAAAAUUCCUCCGCUUUGUUGUCAAAUCCCCAAGACGACGAUGAGAACGACGACCUCUCUCCGGUAUUUCGAUUCCACCCUAUACGACCCAUUGCUUCCUCCAAUAAAGUUGAUUCUGCGGAAGCUGGGGAUUCCCAUGUUGCGGCACUGAUCGAUAGGAUGAUGACGGAGCUCAGCGAGACUCUGGUGCACGCCGUGUUGGGUCUGAGCGCGCGGCUCUCGCAGCUGGAGACCAGGACGCGCCGGCUGGAGGGUUCCAUCGAUGAUUUGAAGGACUCGGUUGAAUUCAACCACGGCAGGUCUGAUGGGAAGCUGAGAGAGCUGGAAAUUGUUCUGAGAGAGGUUCAUGGUGGUGUUCAAGAUUUAAGGGAUAAGCAAGAGAUAUCAGACGCUCAGCUACAGCUUGCGAAGCUGCAAAUGUUGAAAAACAAGCAGCAAUCGAAAAGCCAGAAUAGCUCUGUUCAAAGUAAUUCAUCUGUCCCUCAGCAAAGCCACCAACCACUUCCAAUUCCUGUUGCUUAUCAAAUUCCUACCAUAUUUUCCCAGAACCAAAUUCCCUCUCUUCCUCAGCCAGAGUCUUACUAUUCACCGCCUGUGCUUCCUCCAGAAUCUACACAUCAGCAAUACCAUAUGUCUCCAAUCACACAGUUAACCCAGCAGCCACCGCAACUACACCCACCUCUCAGCUAUGGCAAUCUCCAAGCACAUUGUCCACCUAGCUAUCUUGCACCUGCCACUGCUCCCCCCUCCCAAAAUUUUUAUUCGGGUUCUGCCCAUCAGGUGCAUGAUCAACCGAUUCAACCCUCCAGCAAUCCUUAUUCAAGGUUACCAUCUAGGCACUCACAACAACCACCUGGGCAUUCAAGUUUUUAUGGGCAUUCUUAUAGUGGAUCUCCUUCCUUCUACAGCAGUUCGACAGUGAAACCGUCGCAAGUCUCCCUGUCUCCUUCGGUUCUCAGUGGUGGAAGCAGCCACUCACAGCUGCCAACCGCCCAGAUAUUACCGCACGCACUACCUAUGGCCUCUAGUGUGGAUGGUGGAUCAGGUUCUGGUGGGACUGGAGAUGGCAUACCAACUGAUGAUGCUGUUGACAACGUUGUAGCGAUGGGAUUCCGGAGGGACUUGGUGAGAGCAACAGUGAGGAAAUUGAAGGAGACUGGGCAACCAGUGGACCUUAAUGUGGUUCUUGAUAGGCUGAUGAAUAAUGGGGAAGUGGAGCCACAGAGUGGUAGGUUUGGCAGAUGAAAUAUGGUGUUGUUGCCUGCAAUGUCUAGUUUGAUUUAGUUCUGUAAAUUAUAGUGAACCAUGUCUUGUGUAUCAAUAUAGUUUCACUGUGGGUUAUUUUUUACGCCAUGUCCUUGUUGGUUACUAUGUAAAUUAAAUUUGUUUAUGUUUUUAUA
Molecule: messenger RNA, 1633 nt
Organism: Alnus glutinosa
Lineage: Eukaryota; Viridiplantae; Streptophyta; Magnoliopsida; Fagales; Betulaceae
Exons: 2
Coding region: 177-1478 (433 amino acids)
Source: RefSeq, a predicted model, not a curated record